Zychaea mexicana is the source of this 1914-nucleotide messenger RNA. Its product is annotated as WD40-repeat-containing domain protein. The coding region runs from base 1 to 1914 and encodes 637 amino acids. The transcript is spliced from 2 exons. The record is from RefSeq and is a predicted model, not a curated record. Lineage: Eukaryota; Fungi; Mucoromycota; Mucoromycetes; Mucorales; Lichtheimiaceae. Gene Ontology annotation, molecular function: protein binding.
AUGAGCGACAAAGACGAGCCACUACGUGAGCAAAAAUUAGCACAACCUGCACCAGACAUACACCAUAGCUUUUUGACUCGCCAUGUACCUGCACAAUACUCCAAUACAAGGAAACUAUGCUAUCGCCAUCGUCCCGAUUUAACCCGGAAACGAAUGCCUGAUUCCUUCAACUUUGAAGACGUACAACGACAAAUGGAAACGCUUCCAACUUCAGACAGAGCGGCCAUUUCACGCAUUUGGAGUUUGUUUUCAGCAGCACCAGCCGAUCAACGCACACUUAUUUUGAAGGGUCUGCUUUCGACUUGCUGCAUGCCACAACUAUCAUUUUUGUAUGACGAGAUUAGACCGCUGCUACGAAUUGAUUUUAGUUACAUUCUGCCUCGUGAAGUGUCGCUACGGAUCUUUUCAUUCUUGGAUGCCAAGUCACUAUGCCAUGCUGCUCAAGUAUCGCAAUCCUGGCGUUCGCUUGCAGACGACGACGCAUUGUGGCAUAGAAUGUGCGAACAGCAUAUCGAUAAGAAAUGUACAAAAUGUGGCUGGGGCUUGCCCCUGCUAGACAAUAAACGUGCAAAUGUACCACGAAAACGGUUGCCAGAUCAAUCUGUAGUAACAACCCAUCGUGUUGGCAGUACUGACGACACUUCGCCACUGCGUACAGCCUGCGGACCAGCAGCUCUUGAUCAAGACGAAGCACAUCCAACGAAACGAGCCAAGAUUGAUCAUAGUGGCACGACAGUCGAAUCCUUUGAAGGUGGAGUGUAUCCGUCACACAACACCGAAAUAGUUCCUGUGGUGACUCGACGACCUUGGAAAGAAGUCUACAGCGAGCGACUGGUGGUGGAACGCAAUUGGCGACGCAACAAAUACAAUGUGCGCGUGCUCAAGGGGCACACGGAUGGCGUAAUGUGCGUCCAAUUUUGCGACGCCAAUAAUAUCGUCAUGACCGGGUCUUACGACAAAUCGGUCAAAGUGUGGAGUCUUGACACAGGCGAAACGAUCCGCACAUUGGAAGGCCAUACACGCUGUGUGCGUGCACUUCAAUUUGACAAUGCAAAAGUAGUGACCGCUUCCAUGGAUCACACCCUCAAGAUAUGGGAUUGGCACGCCGGACGGUGCAUUCGCACGCUUGAAGGCCACACUGGCGGUGUCUUGAGCCUGCACUUUGAUUCCAAAUUGCUUGCCAGCGGUUCUACGGAUAUGACGAUCCGGGUAUGGGACUUUCAACGAGGCGAAUGCUGUACGCUCACCGGACACAAUGAAUGGGUCAACUCUGUUCGCAUCUGUUCGCAAGACAACCUGCUUGUAUCCGGUAGCGACGAUUCUACUAUCCGCUUGUGGGAUUUGCAAACGCGGUCGUGCAUCAAGGUGUUCCAGGGCCAUGUGGGCCAAGUUCAAGUUGCACUGCCAAGUCCAAGGGGAUUUAAGCAUCGAUUCAAUGGAGAUCAUACCGAUAGCAGCAAUCCUGUUGUCAAUACCGCAUCGCCAAUGAACCUCAACAACUUCCAGCCAGCAUGUGCUACGGAGGAUAGAGCAAGCACAGCCAACCGACGCCAGGUGCAAGCACCUGAUGAUUGUAACUCGUCACCACCGUUGAACGCCUUGUCCGACACACCUAUCAUUGUGUCUGGCAGCUUGGACAACACACUCAAGUUCUGGACGUUUGAAGGCGUAUGUUUGCGUACACUAUUUGGCCACGUCGAAGGCGUAUGGAGUCUUGCCUUUGAUAGCUUGCGCAUUGUCUCUGGCUCGCACGACCGAACGGUGCGGGUGUGGGACCUUGAGAAUGGCCACUGUAUGCAUGCGCUGGAGGGACACAGCGGACCAGUGACUGCAGUGGCAAUGAGCGAUACCAAGAUCGUCUCCGCAAGCGAAGACUGUGAAGUGCGCAUCUGGGAUUAUAGUGCCAACCAGUAA